AUGUGCCUCGUCAUCAUACGUUUUUUGUACCCGGGGGGGUUGUGGGAUGAGCUGGGGGAGGGGAAGAAACGAGAGUGGGGGAGGUCCCAGCUGGGACUCCCCUCUCGCUGCCCUUUGGAGCAGAGCACAAGCGGCGAGGAUGCCAACAGGAGAGCCAUGUGGCGGUGGCGGUGCCGGGAAGUGGCGCUCCUUCUCCUGCCGCCGCUGCUGCUGCUUGUUGUGUUUUUGCGGCGGACGCCCGGAUCUGCAAAAACCAUCAACAAGGAGCCCGAGGCCGCCGUGGCUUUGUCUGUCAUGAGUAUUGAACCGGAGAGAGGCUCUGCGAGGGAGCGCCUUGAAAGAGCCGCGAGCUUGAUGCCGGUUCCGCAGGAGGUGGAAGGACCGCGCGGAUACGAGGACGAGAAUGAGAUCAACUGGUCCAAGGUUGGACCGAGACCUUUGGAGCUGCAGCCUUGGGCCAAGGAUCAGCCAUCGUUCUCUGGAGAACUCGACCGUAUCAUCCUGUAUGUCAACACAAUACAGUUGAACUGCUCAAGGGUCGUCUGUGCGGGUCAAGUCAAAGUGACUCAUCCUCCCGCCGAGUCUCCAAGUUGGUUGCUGUGUGCAGAGGAGUGGCUGCUUCCACUUGCAGACACCAUGUGUGUUGCCUACUCCUUCAGCAUGGACAGCAGAGACGCUGACUUCUUCAAGACCACGUCGUCUUUCGGCUGCGACGUCCACCGCUUUGAUCCCGCCGAUGCGUCCGGCAGUCGCCGUGGCAACACUCUGGUCGGUCGCCAUGAGGACACAGGCACCUUCAGCCGGCACAGGAUGUGGCUGGAGUGGCAGUCCCCGGCGAGGAAGACGCGGGCCAGGCGCCGGGCCGGCGCGUCGCGAACGCUGGCUGACAUCAUGGCCGAGCUGGGACACGCCACGGUGCACUUUCUAUAUGCCGACCUCCUAAGCGCCGAGUGGCGUGUCUUCCAAAACUGGAUCGAGGCAGGUACGUUGCAACGCGUGCAUCACGUGGUGGCUCGGGUGCACCUGGAAUGGGCCGGAUUCCAGGUCGGCGGUGCUGAGGAGCAAGUGCUGCGCUAUUGGUUCACCGUUCUGCGAGGGCUAGGGGACACCGGGCUCAGGCUGGUACACAGCAGCCGCGGUGAUGGACAACGCGUGUUAAAACGCUACGUGGAGAAUGCGCGGAGCUCCUACACGCUCAGCUGGGUCAACACCAGACGAUGACGUCACAACGUACGCUCACUGUAUUUUUCAUUGGGUAUAAGUUAGGUAAUAUGCAAUUAUACAUAUAAAACACAUUCAAAAAAUAUACUGUAAAUGUGUUUACAAUAUACAUAUGCAGUACAGUAUAUUAUAAAUCUAUCAUGAUGGCUCAGUUGUAAUAAUGUGUAAAAAUGAUCAUUAUUACCCAACAUGGAUUGGAACAUGUUUAAAACGUAAUAAUUUCAAAUAUUUCUUUAUGUGAAAAAAAAACAGGUUUUUGUAUUGUGGCAUUAUUUACCAAUACUAUUUUAAUGAUUUUUUUGCAGGAUUUAAAAAAAUAUAUAUUUUUUUUUAGGGCUGUCAAAAUUAUCGCGUUAUCGCGCGGUAAUUAAUUUUUUAAAUUAAUCACGUUAAAAUAUUUGACGCAAUUAACGCACAUGUCCCGCUCAGACAGUAUUCUGCCUUUUGGUAAGUUUUACAGCAAGGCUUUUUGUGCUGCAGCACAACAGCGAACUCUUGUGGUCGCUUUGCGACAUGGUUUCUUUUUUUUCUUGCCAGUUCAUAUGGCUGCACGACGUCUCGGGCUGAAGCCUUCAUUGUAAUGUUGUGCUUAUAUGAUCCUUGGACAAGAUCUGUUCGUAAGUAUGGUUGUUGUAAAGAAUGUACAUAUUAUGUUAGUAAGCGAAAUGUUCUAUUUUUUGUAUGAGACGCUUUUUGUUUAUGUUUAGUGAACCUGAAUAGCGUGCUAAGCUAACGUUGUUGCUAAUGCAAUGCUUGUGUACUUUUUUUUUUUUGUAGUUUUAUGACGGUCCAAAGAGGACAAUGGUUUGAGGCUAUUUUAUUAAUAAAUCAGAUGAAAAAGGAAGAAGUCUGAUUAUUAAGGCGUCGUUCACCAGCUGUCUAGCUUUGGAAAAAGUAGACGCUUCGGAGUGAGGACAGCAUAGACAGAUUUAAAUGACAGUAGAGUGAAAUGCCCACU
Molecule: messenger RNA, 2179 nt
Organism: Corythoichthys intestinalis (scribbled pipefish)
Lineage: Eukaryota; Metazoa; Chordata; Actinopteri; Syngnathiformes; Syngnathidae
Product: probable methyltransferase-like protein 24
Exons: 5
Coding region: 1-1221 (406 amino acids)
Source: RefSeq, a predicted model, not a curated record